CCCCCCGCUCUUCCGGGUUGUCCGGACUUGAACGCACCACCGCCCACCUCCCUUUCGUCUCAACACUGGCUCCUCUGACGUCAAGAAAGUGGAGCACUUAAACCACGACCAGGGAAAAGACACUUUGAGCCAGGACGACGAGGCGACACCGGGUUAUAAGCAUGGCUGACCUGCUGAAGCUCCUGCUGCGAGUGUCCGAGAAAGCCGCCAACGUCGCUCGCGUCUGCCGGCAGGAGGCUCCCCUCUUUGCGCUGCUGGUCCAGGAGAAGACCGGAGACGAUAAAAAUAAGAAGUUUGUGCAGGACUUCAAGACGCUGGCGGACGUCGUGAUCCAGGAGGUGAUCCGGCAUGACGUCGGCGCUCAGUUCCCUGAGAUGGUGGACUUCAUUCAUGGGGAAGAAUCCAACAAGUUUGAAAACGGUCUUGGUGAGAGCGUGACUGUGACCGUGCGCGCCACUGAGCAGGAAACCGCCACUCUUCUGGCCACGGUGCUGGACGGUGACCUGACGGCGGCGGCGCUCCUGGCGCGAGCCAUCCACCAAGACCCGGCCACUGUUGACGCCAGCACGGACGGACUGACAGUGCCACUCAGCCCCUCCCAGUUUGGCAUCUGGAUCGACCCGAUAGAUGCCACCAGCCAGUACAUCGAGGGCCGCGAGGAGGUCCUGGAGGAGGGCCGUCUGUCACCUUCCGGGCUGCACUGUGCCCUGGUCCUCAUCGGGGUCUACCUGCGCGGCACAGGUGCCCCCGUCAUGGGUGUCAUCAACCAGCCGUUCAACCGCAAAGACCCGACGAGUGGAAGCUGGCAGGGCAAGAUCUUUUGGGGCGUGGCCUGCGGCGACGUCCAGGUGUGCUCUGUGCCCCGCCCCCGAGCUUCGCCGACAGGUGGAGGGCCGCCGUCCGUGGUGCUGAGUUCCAGCGAGAAGCAGGCGGCCAAGGAGAGUCUGGCCUCGCUGUGUGGCCCCCAAAGGCUGAUGUACGCCUCCGGGGCCGGCUACAAGAUCCUGUGCGUCAUUCAAGGCCUGGCCGACGCCUACGUCCUGUCGGAGGGGAGCACCUUCAAGUGGGACUCCUGCGCCCCUCAUGCGCUGCUGCGGGCCCUCGGAGGGGGCGUGGUGGACCUGGCCAGAACUUUGGAGUCCGGUCCUGAGGCCCAGGCAGAACUGACCUAUCACCAGCCUCGCAGCCAGGCCAAAGGUGCGGACCGCUGGGCCAACUCUGGAGGUCUGGUGGCCUACCAGGACUCUUCUCAGCUCAGGAGCAUCAUUGGGGCCCUCAGAGGGAAGUUGUAGACACUUUUUUUAUUUAUGUAAGAAAGUGAAUAUUAAAUAUAUACAAACUAUGUAAAAAAAAAAAAAGAGAACUAGAUAUUAAUAACUAUUUUCUUACAUAGUUUGUAAAAAUUUACUUUUUUACAUAAUUUUUGUACAUUUGUUUUCUACUUUCUUACAUACUGUAGUUUUUACAUAUUUAAUAUUUACUUACAUACAUAGUUUUUGUACAUUUAUCUAAUUUCUUACAUAGUUUUUACAUAUUAAAUAUUUACUUUCUACAUGGUUUUUACAUAUUUGAUAUUUACUUUCUUACAAAGUUUUUACAUAUUAAAUAUGUAAAAACUAUGUAAGAAAGUAGAUAAUGAAUAGACAAAAACUAUGUAAGAAAGUAGAUAUUACAUACAUACAAACUAUGUAAGAAAGUAAAUAUUGAAUAUAUAAAAAAUAUGUAAGAAAGUAGAUAUUAAAUAUAUACAAACAAUGUAAAAAAGUAGAUGUUUAAUAUGUAUAAGUUAUGUAAGAAAGUAGAUAUUAAAUAUGUAAAAAAUAUGUAAAAAAAGUAGAUAUAUAAAAACUAUGUAAGAAAGUAAAUAUUAAAUGUAUAAAAAACCAUGUAAGAAAGUAGUUAUUAAAUAUAUAUAAAAACUAUGUAAGAAAGUAGAUAUUAAAUAUGUGCAAACUAUGUAAGAAAGUAAAUAUGAAAUAUAUAAAGACCAUGUAAGAAAAUAAAUAAAUAUGUACAAACUAUGUAAGAAAGUAGAUAUUGAAUAUAUAAAAACUAUGUAAGAAAGUAGAUAUUAAAUAUGUACAAACUAUGUAAGUAAAUAUGGAAUAUAUAAAAACUAUGUAAGAAAGUAACACCAACUACCUAAGAAAGUAGAUAUUGAAUAUGUAAAAACUAUGUAAAAAAAAAAGUAGACAUAUUUAAAAACACUAUGCAAGAAAGUAAAUAUUAAAUAUAUAAAAAAAUGUAAGAAAGUACAUGAAUGUAUAAAAACUAUGUAAGAAAGUAAAUAUUAAAUAUAUAAAAACUAUGUAAGAAAGUAGAUAAUAUACAAAAACUCAGAAAGUACAUAAUACAAAAACUAUGUAAGAAUGCAUACAGUAAAUAUAUAAAACUAUAUAAGAAAGAUAAUAAAUAAAUAAAAACGAUGUAAGUAUGUUUUAUAUAUUAAUUACUAUGUAAGAAAGUAAUAAAAAGUGAAAAAAAGAGCAAAGCGGUGAAAUAUAACAAGAACAAGUUGACUAAUAACACUAAGCUGCCAUGUAGCUUCAUCUCAUAAAAUAAUAAUAAAUCAAAAUCAAUGUUAUGAGUUAUUGACACUUUAAGCUCCAAUAUUCCCUUUGCAAUAUUUUUGAGGAAAAUAUUGCAUAUUAUCUGUGUUGGCCAUAUAAAAAAAGUUUUGACAAAAAGGGGAUACAAUGCAAACAAGACAUAGAAAUGAUAAAAACUUAUAAUUUAAGACUAAUAAGUUGACUUAGAGUUUUGAGAAUUGAAAGGGGAAAAAUGUGUGACUUAUUUUUAACACUUAUAAUAAUUUUAGUGGAUCACGCUCAGUGUUAAAGUGAAUCUUUUUAUCUUAAAAAAGGUCAUAAUAAUAAAUCGAAAUCAAUCUUUGAAAUCAGUUUUUGAGGAAAAUAUUGAAUAUUCUGUGUUUUCCAUACAACAUUGAUUUAUUGGACAAAAAGGGCAUUAAAAAAUGAAAAAACAUUGGGAAAAAUAAAAACUUGUAUUCAACAAA
Messenger RNA from Nerophis ophidion (straightnose pipefish), 3016 nucleotides. It is a transcript of the gene inpp1, whose product is annotated as inositol polyphosphate-1-phosphatase. Bases 162 to 1292 code for a protein of 376 amino acids. NCBI's taxonomy places the organism in Eukaryota, Metazoa, Chordata, Actinopteri, Syngnathiformes, Syngnathidae. Gene Ontology annotation, biological process: phosphatidylinositol phosphate biosynthetic process. The transcript is spliced from 6 exons. Gene Ontology annotation, molecular function: inositol-1,4-bisphosphate 1-phosphatase activity. The record is from RefSeq and is a predicted model, not a curated record.